GCUCACACGAUUUCCUACAACGUCGAUCGAAGUUCUCUCUGGCCAGGACUGGUCUUUCAAUUCAGUCGCUGUUUGGCAUUUCACAGUAACGGUUUAUAUCACGGCUAGUAGCUGGCUAGUAGAUAUCUAGUACGAACUGCUGCAUUUAUAGUUCAUUGUCAACAUCUUCAAUUUGUUGCGAGGUCAAGCCCGCGUUGAGAAAGUCUGAAUUCGUACCAAGUGGUGUUUACAAACAAUCGCUCAGAAUCGAGCGUGGUGCUCUCUUUAGUUGAACAAGAUGUACUUGAACUGUUGCACCUACAGUAAUAAACUGUGAUUUUUAUUGACUAGUUGUAAAUAGUAGUUAUUGCUUAGCGAUUUAAAUUCAAUUCGUUGUGAAAUCGAACAAUCCUGAAUAUCCCAAGAAAUUUAAUCGUUCAAAUGACUUUAGUGGUUAUUGCAGUUCUUAUCCUCGCCUUAACGAUCGUACUGGUGACCAGUAGUAAACCCCCUCCCAACAUCGUCUUCAUCCUGGCCGAUGACCUCGGCUGGAACGAUGUUGGCUUCCACGGAUCGGCUCAGAUUCCAACGCCCAACCUGGACGCUUUGGCCUACUCGGGUAUCAUCUUGAACCGGUACUACGUGACGCCGAUCUGCACACCGUCGAGGGCCGCCCUAAUGACGGGUCGAUACCCGAUCCACACCGGAAUGCAACAUGCCGUUCUGUACGGUAUGGAACCACGUGGACUCCCGCUGGAGGAGAAGCUGCUGCCGGAAUACCUGAGGGAGCUGGGCUACAAAAACCACAUCGUCGGCAAGUGGCACCUGGGACACUACACGCGUCGCUACACCCCGCUGGAGCGCGGCUUCGACUCGCACGUGGGCUUUUGGACCGGUCAUCACCACAUGUUCGACCACAGCGCAGUCGAGACGGAAACCUGGGGGUUGGACAUGCGCCGCGGGUACGAUGUGGCGUACGACCUACACGGGAAGUAUACGACGCACGUGAUCCGGGACGAAGCGGUCGCGAGGAUCGGAAACCACUCGGUUGGGGAUCCGUUGUUUUUGUACGUGGCACACGCAGCGGUACAUUCGGCCAAUCCGUAUGAUUUCUUGCCUGCGCCGGAUGUUACGGUGGCCGGGUUGGAACACGUGGAACCCUAUCCGAGGCGGAAGUUUGCGGCGAUGCUCAGCGAGCUGGACGAAUCGGUGGGAGCGAUCGUGGAAGCGCUCAAAGUCAAGGGAAUGCUGGACAAUACGAUAAUUGUGUUCAGCUCGGAUAACGGAGGACCAGCGGAGGGGUUCAACAGUAAUGCUGCGUCCAAUUGGCCACUGAGAGGCGUUAAGAACACACUGUGGGAAGGCGGAGUACGGGCGGCUGGGUUCAUCUGGAGUCCGUUGAUCGCUGAAAGUCGACGAGUGUCGCAGCAGAUGAUCCACAUUAGCGAUUGGUUGCCGACACUGUUGGACGCGGCCGGAUACAAUGUGGAGACCCUCCCGAAAACCCUUGACGGCAUCAACGUGUGGAAGUCUCUACUCAAUGGGAACUCCACCGAGCGUCGCGAGAUCCUGCACAACAUUGACGACAUCUGGGGCAGUGCCGCGCUGACGGUCAACAACUGGAAGGUUCUCAAGGGUACCAACUACAAGGGUCAAUGGGACAAUUGGUACGGUCCGCCCGGUGAUCGUGACCCCGAAGCGUACAACAUCACUGCCGUCCAACACUGCCCAACCGGGAAGGCACUAUCCGAGAUGAACCUGCUUCCAACGGAAGCAACAAUCCGGAACCUCCGACUUAACGCAACGGUUCACUGUUCCAAAGAGGUCAGAGCGACCUGCAACCCCCUGGAGCAGCCCUGUCUGUACGAUGUUCUGCAAGAUCCGUGCGAGUUGGACAACCUGGCGGAAAGGUUCCCGGCGAUUCUGGACUCGAUGCUGAAGAAGCUGGACGCGUACAACGCGACGGCGGUGCCGCCGGGCAAUCUGGCGCUGGACACGCGCGGUGAUCCACGGUUCUGGGGGUACACGUGGCACAACUUUGGGGACGAUUUGGAGCAUUGUGACGGAGGGGAGGAGGAGUGUAGUACACAGAGCUUAUAACUCAAAUAUUUAAGUUGUUUUCUUUUAAGAAAUAGGUAGUAAGAUUUC
This is a messenger RNA of Culex quinquefasciatus (southern house mosquito), 2127 nucleotides long. Its product is annotated as arylsulfatase B. The record is from RefSeq and is a predicted model, not a curated record. Bases 421 to 2079 code for a protein of 552 amino acids. The transcript has 4 exons. NCBI's taxonomy places the organism in Eukaryota, Metazoa, Arthropoda, Insecta, Diptera, Culicidae.